Talpa occidentalis (Iberian mole) is the source of this 993-nucleotide messenger RNA. RefSeq names its product olfactory receptor 14J1-like. NCBI's taxonomy places the organism in Eukaryota, Metazoa, Chordata, Mammalia, Eulipotyphla, Talpidae. Gene Ontology annotation, biological process: G protein-coupled receptor signaling pathway. Gene Ontology annotation, molecular function: G protein-coupled receptor activity; olfactory receptor activity; odorant binding. Gene Ontology annotation, cellular component: membrane. The record is from RefSeq and is a predicted model, not a curated record.
AUGUUCUUUCCAGUGAUUCCAUCUUCUCUUGUAGGCAUCAUCACUGCGAAUUUAAGAAGGAUUAUGGCUAAUUUCACCAUGAGUGGGUUUAUUCUGAUGGGAUUUUCUGUCAAGCCAGAUCAGGAAAUUAUACUUGCUUCUCUGUUCUUAGUCUUAUACAUGAUGGCUUUAACUGGCAAUAUCCUCAUUAUCACCACAAUUUCCCUGGACAGUAGUCUCCAAUCACCCAUGUAUUUCUUCCUGAAACAGCUGUCCUUUCUGGAUCUGUGCUGCAUUUCUGUAACUGUACCAAGGUCCAUAUUUAAUUCUUUCAUGCACAGUGGCUACAUUUCCCUUGGGGAAUGCAUAGUGCAGUGUUUUGCUUUCACUCUCUGUGCUUCCGCUGAGGUAUCCAUGCUCACGGUGAUGUCUUAUGAUCGCUACGUGGCCAUAUGCCUUCCACUGCACUACGAAAUUAUCAUGGAUGUCAGCAAAUGUAUCCAUGGAGUCUUAGGCGUCUGGACCAGUGGGGUCAUUUCUGGAGUCAUGCAAACAGCUGCCACUUUCUCCAUUAACUUCUGUGCUUCCCACAUUCACCAGUUCUUUUGUGAUCCCCAGCUCCUAAAACUCUCUUGUUCUAAUGAAUAUAUCAGCGAUAUUGGAGUCACUGCCUUCUUGUCUUUUAUGUCCUUUCUUUGCAUUGCCUUUAUUGGACUGUCCUAUGCACAGAUAUUUUCUACUGUGCUGAGGAUGCCAUCUGCUGAGGGCAGAGCUAAAGCAUUUUCUACUUGCAUUCCCCACCUGGCUGUUGUUAUUUUAUUUAUUUCAACCAGCGCAUUUGAGUUUCUCAAGCCACCUUCUGACUCUCCAAGUGGACUGGACAUUUUUCUCACUAUUAUGUACACAGUUGUGCCCCCAGCACUCAACCCAAUGAUCUACAGUCUGAGAAAUAAAGCCAUAAAGGCAGCCCUAAGAAAGGUAUUCCAAAGUAGAAAUGCUGACCUCCCUUGUUGA